CUUGCCCAACAGUUUUUUGUGAAAAGCAUCGUUGAAUUGAUUUAGUAUCUGCUCUAUAAUUCUUAGCCGUUUCUGUGUUUUUAAAGUUAAUUUAUCUAGAGUUUAAAAAAAUCUUAAUGGCCGCAGUUUCGGCACAGCAUCUUGCCGAUAUAGCGAAAUUUCUUCAAACUCCGCUGGGGAAAAUCUCCACCAAAGAGGAACUAAUAUCGCGAUCUCAUGGCGACAAAACAGUGUCGGGCGUUUUUAAUAUAAUAUUUUCGCUUUUGAGCGAAUCCAAAUCCUCGCUGGGACCCAAGAAUAUCUUGGAAGAAGCGCAGGUACGGCAAUGGCUGGAAUAUGCUAUUGUCUACGUUUUAAAUGCUUCUAGCGACCAAAAUAUACAAACGCUCUUAAAGGAUUUCAAUGGAAUUUUACGCACCAAGACAUUUUUAGUAGAAGAUCGUAUCACUAUCGCUGAUGUCUUUCUAUAUUACACAAUUUCUUAUAUAAUGGAGAAUCUUGCGAAUGCAGACAAAGAGAAAUACUUGAAUGUAUCCAGGUGGUUUGAUAAUUUACAACAAAAUGUGUCGCUUAGGCAAUCGCGCAAGUUGGUAGAUUUUAACAUCAAUUUUUUGUACUUAACGAAUCCUUCCCGACACUAAAUGUAAUUUAUAUUUUAAUAAAGUGUUUCAAAAUUUGAAGAAA
Cylas formicarius (sweet potato weevil) is the source of this 684-nucleotide messenger RNA. It is a transcript of the gene AIMP3, whose product is annotated as eukaryotic translation elongation factor 1 epsilon-1. Bases 117 to 641 code for a protein of 174 amino acids. Gene Ontology annotation, cellular component: aminoacyl-tRNA synthetase multienzyme complex; nucleus; cytoplasm. The transcript has 4 exons. NCBI's taxonomy places the organism in Eukaryota, Metazoa, Arthropoda, Insecta, Coleoptera, Brentidae. The record is from RefSeq and is a predicted model, not a curated record. Gene Ontology annotation, biological process: positive regulation of DNA damage response, signal transduction by p53 class mediator.